Belonocnema kinseyi is the source of this 987-nucleotide messenger RNA. RefSeq names its product ribonuclease H1-like. The coding region runs from base 1 to 987 and encodes 328 amino acids. The transcript has a single exon. Gene Ontology annotation, biological process: DNA replication, removal of RNA primer. The record is from RefSeq and is a predicted model, not a curated record. Gene Ontology annotation, molecular function: RNA-DNA hybrid ribonuclease activity; nucleic acid binding. NCBI's taxonomy places the organism in Eukaryota, Metazoa, Arthropoda, Insecta, Hymenoptera, Cynipidae.
AUGCCUGAGGAUGAUCAACCACCUCAAAGUGCACCCGCAACUGCACUCAAUCCAUGCUUUCCAAGUCUAUGUGAUAAGACCACCGAUGUAUAUGUAGACGGUGCGUGCAUUUACAACAAAGCAGGAGAACGAGAAGGUGGGAUAGGUGUGUGGUUCGGCUACGAUCAUCCAUGGAACGUAUCUCAACCCGCUACAGGGAGACAAAUGAACAACGCCGCAGAAAUCCAAGCCGCCACAAUAGCUGCAAGAAAAGCAAGCGAAAAUGGUAUCAGCAAACUACGAAUAAACACGGACUCAAAGUUCCUCAUCGACAGUUGUGAUAAAUGGAUCCCAUACUGGAAAGCCAACGGAUGGAAAACAAAUAAUGGUAAGCCUGUCGUUAAUCAAACAGAGUUCGAAGAACUGAGAAAGGCACUAGAGGGCCUUGAUGUGACCUGGAACCACGUCCCCGGUCACCAAGGGAUCGAAAGCAAUGAAAUGGCUGAUUACCUAGCGCAAAUGGGAAUCAACAGGAGCAAUGCUGCCCAAGACUCAGAGAGAAUACCACUCAAAGCUAUACAAGAAAGAGCGGAGAUUCAACGAUCUGUCAAUAAGUUCGACCGAUCAUUAGAGGAUCAUCAGUCCUAUUUCUGGGGAAAGGAAGAACUCGACGAAGUCCACCAAGAUGAAACAUUUCAAACAGAACGCACCGCGUUAACGGAAGGAGAAAAUGAACAAGAGUUACUAAAUGCUUUGAAGAACAUGGAUCUAUGCACUGACAUUGACGAUCCUCCUUCCGCUAGAGCAAACGCAUUUCUAGAGUCUUUUCGUGGACACCUUGAAGUGAAGGACGAUUCAAAGCCAAAGGAUCAUAUUGCGCUAGGCGCAGAAAUACUACCCGGAACAAAAAAUUCCGGGGCGGACAAAAGGAGCACGAUCCGGUUUAAAAACUCGCCCGAGAUCAUAGAGUCUCCCAUUAUGGAUACCCAACCAUCAAUGAGGUCAUGA